GCCACACUGGCAGCUCCGCUGCGCGUACUUCCUGGUUACAGAUUGGGGGAUACAAGGAAAUUUCUGCGUAAUUCUUGAAAUUUCUUUCUAAAUAUUUGUUGAAUCUCCAGUAACUUUAUGCAGACGGCACAAAUUUAACAGGAAGUUUAUUUAUAAGCGUUUUAGAACAGUCAUGAAUCGAUUGUCACUUAGAAAUGAAUGACUGAUGGGAAAAAGUGUGGACGUGAGCAUCAUAGGGACCAGUUGAAGGACAGCUGCAUCAACCCACUUAUCUCAAUUAAACCGUAGGCCGUUGUGGAAGCACCACACACACCCGUCUGGACGUUAGAGAUCUCAGCUGUCAGAGAGCCAAAAUGACUGUGUCAAACUGGGGUCUGAUCAUGAAUGUUGUAAAUAGCAUUGUGGGUGUGAGUGUCUUAACGAUGCCCUUCUGCUUCAAACAGUGUGGAAUUGUGUUGGGCACAUUGUUGUUGUUCUUCUGUUCGUGGAUGACCCACCAGUCCUGCAUGUUUCUAGUCCACUCGGCUAGUAACACCAAACGUAGGACUUACGCUGGACUAGCUUUUCAUGCUUAUGGAAAACCAGGCAAGGCACUUGUGGAAUUAAGCAUGAUUGGCCUCAUGUUGGGGACCUGUAUUGCUUUCUAUGUCGUCAUCGCAGAUCUGGGGUCCAACUUCUUUGCUCAGCUGCUUGGGCUGGAGGUGACGCGUAGCUUCCGCAUCUUGUUACUGAUCGCUGUGUCGCUGUUCAUUGUACUGCCGCUCAGCUUGCAAAGAAAUAUGAUGUCAUCAAUCCAGUCUUUUUCAGCCAUGGCGCUUAUUUUCUACACACUCUUCAUGUUUACGAUGGUGCUCUCCUCCUUCAAACAUGGCCUCCUCACUGGCCAGUGGCUGAACAUGGUCAUUUACGUUCGGUGGGACGGCGUCUUUCGCUGCAUCCCUAUCUGUGGCAUGGCAUUUGCCUGUCAGUCGCAAGUGUUGCCCACUUACGACAGCCUGGAUGAGCCCUCGGUGAAGAGAAUGAGCACAAUAUUCACCUCCUCGCUCAACGUGGUCACAACCUUCUACAUCACAGUGGGGUUCUUUGGUUACGUGAGCUUCACAGAUAACAUUGCCGGGAACGUACUGAUGAACUUUCCAUCUAACUUGGUAACGGAAAUGAUCCGUGUGGGCUUCAUGAUGUCUGUGGCUGUGGGCUUCCCCAUGAUGAUUCUGCCUUGCAGACAGGCCAUCAACACCAUGCUAUUCGAACAGCAGCAAAAGGAUGGCACCUUUGCUGCCGGUGGGUAUAUGCCACCUCUUCGCUUCAAGAGCAUCACUCUUUGCAUUGUUUUUGGCACCAUGUUGGGCGGCAUCCUCAUUCCUAAUGUGGAGACCAUCCUGGGUCUGACUGGAGCCACCAUGGGCAGUCUGAUCUGCUUUAUCUGCCCAGCUCUCAUCUACAAGAAGAUCAUGAAGAAUGCCUGGACUGCACAGCUGGUUCUGUGGGUCGGCCUCGGCAUCCUGCUCAUCAGUACCUUCACCACGCUUUCUAUUUCCUCCAGCGAGCCACAGAAAGUAAACCCCCUUCCAGAUCUCCCUGCAAAAACCGAGGACAAGCCUCCCAUCCUUGUCGCCCAUGAUUUGCCCAAAGGACCAGUGCAAGAGAAUAGAGUGGAACCUGAUCCUGGAAAGAAGCCAGAUAGGCCACCAAUUGAGGUUGACCAGCCAGUAGAAAAAGCAGCAGCAGAGCCCCCUCAAAUUAAAGUACCUGUGGAAGUGGCUGAGCAAAAGAAGAAGGAGGAAAAGGUUCAGCUGGACCGCCCUGAAGCAGGUGUUGCGGUCCCAGAAGGGGAAGCCCAUCGCCACGAGCCGCCCAUCCCCCAUGACAGAGUUCAAAUAGAUGAGAUCAAAAACAAGGAGGAGCUAGAGGAAGAAAAGAAGCAACCUAUAGUUGUGGAGGGAGAAAAGAAACUACCUGCCAAAGAGGAGGAGGAGCUUCUUGCUGAGCAGGGGGCGGGGCAAGCACAAGAGGUGGAAGCUGUAAAAGAGGAGUCUAAAAAAAGAGAUGAUACGGUGAAAAGGGCUGUUGAUCCGGACCAGCAUGCAGUUAAUGAAGUGUUGGAAAAGCCAAAAAAUCCAGAUGAUCUGAAGGUCGAGCCCUUGGUGGUUCAUAAAGAACCAGAAAACCUGCCUGAAGUGAAAAAACAGCAUGAUGAGAAUGAAGCGCCCCGAGAGAAGAAGCCAGAGGAGAUGGACAAAGCCCCUGAACCCCAGGGUGAGAAAUCAAAGGAGAACUUGAUUGUGCAGGAGCACAAGGAACAGAAGGUUCCAGAUGGAAAGGAUGGAGGGCCGGACAAGGAUGGAGAUGGGGACAAGAUGGAAGUGAUUAAAAAGAUUGUCGCAGAGGGUCAGUUGGACCACGCUGUCCUGCUCCAGGUAAUUAAGGAGCAGCAGGAACAGCAGAAAAGGCUUCUGGACCAACAGGAAAAACUCCUGGCUGUAAUUGAGGAACAACACAAGGAGAUGCACCAAAUUAAGGAGGGAGAUGAAGAGCCAAAGCCAGUAGAACAGCAGAAAAGACAUGUGGACCAUGAGGAGAAACACUUAGAAGUGAAUGAGGAGGUCAAUCAAGUAAAAGAAGGAGAAGCUGAACCAAAGGCAGCAGCAGGAGAGGGUGCAGUUAAGGAGGAGAAUGUCGUGCAGAGUCAGGUCGAGGGGAUGGAAGGGGCAGUGAAGCCUAAAGUUGCCGUUGUCGCUCCAGACCAAUUCCAGCAACCCCAGGGAGAGCCGGUGCAUGUAGCUCCAGUUGUCGCAAGGCCUGAAGAACCAGAAGCCAAAGAAGCUCACGUAGAAGUUGGCCUUCCCAACAAUGUCCCUGAAGCAGUGCAAGAAGGUGGUGUUAAUGUUCCUAAGAAGGAGGAGCUGGAGCUGAAAAACCAAGCAGGCCACGAUGGAGCACUACCUCCAGAGGUGGGUGCCCGAGGUGUUCCUCUGCGUCAACGAGAACCAGAACCAGCCAAAAUCAAUCCCGACGCUCUUGCAGAAGAAGAGGAGAGAGUGCGGCAGAAACUUGCCCAACUGGAAGCCGAAAAGGAGAGAAUAGAGAAAGAAAAGUUGGAGAAGGAAAGAAUCGAGAAAGAGGUGCAGGCCCGUGUCGAGAAGGAGCGGAAGGAACGAGAAAGACGAGAGGAACUGGCACGUGAGCAGGAGCUAGAACACGUGCGGCAGCAAAAGGAACAGCUAGAGAAGGAAAGGCUCGAAGCGGAGAGGUUGAAACUUGAAAGAGAGAAGACUGAUAAAGAGAUCAUGGAGCGUGCCGAGAAGGAGAAGAGAUUGAUGGACCACAAGGAGCGGCUAGACCAGAUGCAGCAGGUCAUCGAUGCGCGAUUUGUGCAGCAGGGCAAGGAAAGUCUUGAGGAUGAGACUUUGAAACUGGAACGAGAGAAGACUGAUAAAGAGAUCAUGGAGCGUGCCGAGAAAGAGAAAAGGAUACUCGAGCACAAAGAACGACUAGAGAAACUACAGCAAGUCAUUGAUGCAAAGAAGGAUAAUGAUGCCCCCAAAGAAGGAAUCUUGCCCUUGCCUAAACAGAAAGGAGGCAGGGACUUGAAGGAGAAUGUAGCUCCACCAGAAGUGGAGGUGAAAGUGGAAAAGAGGAGCAGAGAGGAUGGAGGGAUGGACCUUAAGAGGAGACGUAGAGCUGUGGACCCUGAGGGCGGAGGCGGCGCUGACCUGGAUGUUCUGCGGGACGUAGGAGGUUUAGACUUAAAGGGCCAACUCCUGGCGGGAUCUCUGAUUCAAACACGCCAGCUUAAACAGACGUUUCAAAGCCAGGAGAAUGAAGAGUAAAAUAGGUUGCUCUGGAGUUACAACCUCUGAAACCUCUCAAACGGACCUGCAGAAAUGCACACUCAAAAACUAUGUGAUCUGGCAGUGAGAAGAAUCGCUAUCCUCCUCGUUUUAAAAGACACAACAUUCAUUUUGGGUUCAUGAUGACAGUGGGCACUUUGAUUUGAUCCUUUAGUUCUCCAGUGGGAACACUGAACCCACAGUCCCUUAUGAGCUUCCAUUAUUGUUUUGUGUGAGAUUUUGCUGAAUCUGGUGCAAUAAACGAAAUGUCUGCUGUAAUAAACUGAGCGGGCAUCACAUUAAAAACAAGCUUUGAUGGGCACACAGGGCAUUUCAGAAUAUUGUGUUUUGGACCAUCGCAUAAGAAAACGGCACAAGUGUACCCCCUUGUGGCUGUUAUCCUAAAUUGUACAGCAAGUUCUAAAAUGUAAUGUCACUAUUGCAUGCUUCCUUAUUGAGGUUUUAUCUUCUGUGAAUAAAAAUAGAGGCCGGAUUAAUAUGAGAUGCGGUUUUAAAAAAAUGCAACUUUUACCUUCUUCUAGAAGCUUCAUUUUCUUUCCUAGGAACUGGUGGACCAUUUAUUGCACCAAAGUGUUUUCAAUCUGCUAUCGUGUAUAAUGAAAAUGGAGUGUUAAUGUUACCUUGGCCAACAUGUUCAAUGGUCCGUCUGGUUGCUAGAAUAGUGACAUGUUCUUAUCUGAAACCGUGGUCAUUCUCCAUUAAGACAUCUUUGUUUUUCCAGCUUACUGUAGUGGUAUAAGUCUUGGGAGUUCAAAUACUUCCUUAAUGGUUUUGAUGAAAGUCUUUGUUUUAUUUUUAAAUGCAAUCAAAUUCAUGUCUUUGAAGGAGAAAAAAUAUAUUUUUAAAAGCUAGCUGUAUAGUUAACUGUUAUAACUAUACAUAUUUGAAUCAUUUAUGUUCCUUUUUUUGAUAAUUUGCUAGGUGGAUUUUGUUUUCUGUUUGUUUCAGUGUGUUUAAUUGUUUAUCACUUUGUGAAAGUGUUCAGCUCUCAUUUUUUGAGGUUGAUCUGAAAUUGGACCUUACAGUUGAUGUCAAAAGUUUACACCCCCUUUCAGAAUCUGCAAAAUGUUAGUUAUUUUACCAAAAUAAGAGGGAUCAUACAAAAUGCAUGUUAUUGUUUAUUUGGUAUUAACCUGAAUAAGAUAUUUCACAUAAAAGAUGUUUACAAAUGCUCACUGAUUCUCCAGAAGCAAAAACCAUGCAUUAAAAAUGUACACAUCUCCAUUCUGUUCAAAAGUUUUCACCCACCGAUAUUGUUUUUCCUCAUUGUCCUCAGUGUGAAAAGAUGGAUCUCAAAAUCAUAGUCAUUGUUUGAAAGGGUUCAAAUACAUAAAAUGCUGGAAAACCAAAAAAAUUGUGGGAUUUUUCUAAAGAACAGCAGGCAAUUUUUGCCUCAUUUUUAUAAAUUCAACUAUUAUUUUCUCUUGUGGACUAUAUGUAAACAUCUUUUAUGUGAAAUAUCUUAUUCAGGUCAGUACUAAAUAAACAAUAACAUGCAUUUUGUAUGAUCCCUCUUAUUUUGGUAAAAUAACAUUUUACAGAUUCUGAAGGGGGCGGGGGGUAAACUUUGGACCUCAGAUAUACAUAAAUUCCAGAUUUAGUGUUGACCAUACCAUUUAUGUUUCCCACAGUCAGUUCCUUUGUUUCCACUGUGCAGUGGGUUUGUUUUCAGGGUUACAUUUCUUUUCUCUUGUACAUUCCAUAUUUUUGCUUCUUGCCAAUCACAAAAUGUGAUUCUUGUCGGUGCCUUAUGGGGUUUGUGUUUUGCAGUGAUGUGUAUGAAGUCUGUUACACCCACACUGUGUGUGGAUUGCCUUUUUUGUCCCCUCUCUGCAUUUUCUAUGCCUUGCUGGUUAAACCAGUCAGGGUAAUAGACUAUAUUCUCGAUUUCACUUUUGGGGAUGUUUUUGCCAUUUUGAAAGAACAUAGAGAUAUGGUUUGAAGUCAUAAGAGAUUGAUGGAAUGCUGUCUGCCUUAGUGGGCAGUAACACUGCUCACUUAUCCAUAUACAGUUACCAGAUGAUGUGUAGAUCUUUAAAAAAUAUCUCAAGUUA
Messenger RNA from Labeo rohita (rohu), 5905 nucleotides. RefSeq names its product solute carrier family 38 member 10 (gene slc38a10). NCBI's taxonomy places the organism in Eukaryota, Metazoa, Chordata, Actinopteri, Cypriniformes, Cyprinidae. The coding region runs from base 354 to 3830 and encodes 1158 amino acids. The transcript has 18 exons. The record is from RefSeq and is a predicted model, not a curated record. Gene Ontology annotation, molecular function: amino acid transmembrane transporter activity. Gene Ontology annotation, biological process: amino acid transmembrane transport.